Molecule: messenger RNA, 1248 nt
Organism: Oncorhynchus tshawytscha (Chinook salmon)
Lineage: Eukaryota; Metazoa; Chordata; Actinopteri; Salmoniformes; Salmonidae
Product: high choriolytic enzyme 1-like
Exons: 5
Biological process (GO): proteolysis
Molecular function (GO): zinc ion binding; metalloendopeptidase activity
Source: RefSeq, a predicted model, not a curated record
AGAUUGUCUCUGAUCCACACAGUGGACAGAAAGGUAACUAUACUAGCAGCGUUCAAGAUGAUUUCAGACCAGACGUGUAUCCUCUUCCAUGAAUACACCAAUGAGAUUAACUACAUAAACAUCAUCUCUGGGACAGGCUGUGCGUCGUAUGUAGGUUUUCAGGGCGGGGCCCAGUCUCUGUACUUCGGUAGAGCCUGUAACGUGGGGAACCUGUGCCAUGAGCUGAUGCAUGCCCUGGGCCUGCACCACGAGCACACACGGCCAGACCGUGACCAAUACGUCACCAUACAGUGGGACAACGUGGUCCCAGGAAAACAAGAGAACUUUAAGGUGAAGAAAGGAGACACUCAGGACCUGCCCUAUGACUACGACUCCAUAAUGCACUACGGAACAAACUACUUCUCAUCAAACCGGAACCCCACUAUUGACGCCAAGAAGAGGGGAGUCCAGAUUGGACAAAGAAAUCACCUGAGCCCCCUGGACAUAACACGCCUUAACAAACUCUAUCAAUGUGAAUAACAAUGCACAGUUUAUCACUUACACCAUCGAAGAAGAAAAAGCGCUAAUAGACUCCGCUGCUGUCGACUGAAGAUUCCAACACAAAUGGCACUGACAUUUUAACUUCUCAACAAUGAAUAAGUUGAACAAGUCCCUUAAAGCUUUCUGAUGUAUUGUACGUGUGUUCAGCAGCAGGUAGUUUAAUUUGUCCUGUGUGCUCUUGCUGUCUUGAAUUAGGCCUAUUCCACUGCACUUGUCUUGGAAAUAAAUAAAAUGAUCUAGACUGAAAAUAAUCCAGUCAGUGUGAUGUUUCUUGCAGUGUUCUAUUUCAUUCCUAUAAUGGACCUUCUCAGCUAUGCUCAUCAUGCCUCCCAAGGUGGGAUCAGAGAUGAAGUAGAUCUCACGUAGCAGGAGAGAUGACUUAAAUUAAUGGUGAUUAAGGUAUAAAACUUGGCUGGCUAGCUAGGCAACAAAUUAUUUAAAAAUGAUGAUGCUGUAACAGGACUUAGACAGCAGGGAUCAUAGUCACCAAAAUCAGAAUGUCACCCUCUGGAAUGGUGUACUACGAAACCUGUUUGAGUUGACGAACUUUGGCAAACUCUUGAGCUCAACCAUGUAUGUGGCUCACCAUUUAGCAAGGAAUACUAAACAAAUAGACAUAUGUAUAGACACACUACUGUUCAGAAGUUUUGGGUCACUUGAAAUGUCCUUGUUUUUGAAAGCCUUUUGUCCAUUAAAAUAUCAACUUGA